Rhinopithecus roxellana (golden snub-nosed monkey) is the source of this 3312-nucleotide messenger RNA. RefSeq names its product storkhead box 1 (gene STOX1). The transcript is spliced from 4 exons. Gene Ontology annotation, cellular component: nucleus; cytoplasm. NCBI's taxonomy places the organism in Eukaryota, Metazoa, Chordata, Mammalia, Primates, Cercopithecidae. The coding region runs from base 88 to 3054 and encodes 988 amino acids. Gene Ontology annotation, biological process: positive regulation of transcription by RNA polymerase II. The record is from RefSeq and is a predicted model, not a curated record. Gene Ontology annotation, molecular function: RNA polymerase II transcription regulatory region sequence-specific DNA binding; DNA-binding transcription activator activity, RNA polymerase II-specific.
GGCCGAUCCUCCCACCGAGCGAACUGCGUCUCAGCCGUCCCGCUCGCCGAGGCCCUGGGUUGUGGGCUCCCGGCCGUCCGCGAAAGCAUGGCCCGGCCAGUGCAGCUGGCGCCGGGCUCGCUGGCGCUGGUGCUGUGCCGGCUGGAGGCGCAGAAGGCGGCGGGGGCUACGGAGGAGCCCGGCGGGCGCGCGGUAUUCCGCGCCUUCCGUCGCGCCAACGCGCGCUGCUUCUGGAACGCGCGGCUGGCGCGCGCCGCCUCGCGGCUGGGCUUCCAGGGCUGGCUGCGGCGCGGGGUGCUGCUGGUGCGCGCGCCCCCCGCCUGCCUGCAGGUGCUGCGCGAUGCCUGGCGGCGCCGGGCGCUACGGCCGCCGCGCGGCUUCCGCAUCAGGGCGGUGGGUGAUGUCUUUCCAGUGCAAAUGAAUCCAAUAACUCAAUCUCAGUUUGUACCUUUGGGUGAAGUUCUUUGCUGUGCUAUAUCUGAUAUGAAUACAGCUCAGAUUGGUGUAACACAGGAAUCACUUUUGGAGCAUUUGAUGAAACAUUACCCAGGCAUUGCAAUUCCAUCUGAAGAUAUUCUCUAUACCACUCUGGGAACGCUGAUUAAAGAAAGGAAGAUUUAUCACACUGGAGAAGGAUACUUCAUAGUUACUCCUCAGACUUACUUCAUUACAAAUACAACCACCCAGGAAAAUAAGAGAGUGCUGCCAUCAGAAGAAAGUCGCCUGAUGACAGCUUCCAUGACAUAUCUGGUGAGCAUGGAGAGCUGUGCAGAGUCAGCCCAAGAGACUGCCCCCAUAUCCCACUGUCAGUCUUGCCAGUGUUUCCGGGACAUGCACACUCAGAAUGUUCAGGAACCACCAGUUGUUACACAAGUGACUAGCAAGAGUCACAGAGGUCUUGGGGAAUCUGUACCUUGGGUACAGAAUGGGGCAGUUUCAGUGUCUGCGGAGCACCACAUUUGUGAGAGCACCAAACCUUUACCAUACACAAGAGAUAAAGAAAAAGGCAAGAAGUUUGGUUUUAGUGUCUUAUGGCGCAGCAUAUCUAGAAAGGAGAAGCCCAAAACAGAACACAGCAGUUUCUCUGCUCAAUUCCCACCUGAAGAAUGGCCUGUCCGAGAUGAAGAUGACUUGGACAAUAUCCCUCGAGAUGUUGAACAUGAGAUAAUCAAACGAAUUAACCCCAUUUUGACUGUUGACAAUUUAAUCAAACACACUGUCCUAAUGCAAAAAUAUGAAGAACAAAAAAAAUAUAAUAGCCAGGGCACUUCCACUGACGUGCUGACAAUCGGGCAUAAAUAUCCUUCAAAAGAAGGGGUUAAGAAGAGGCAGGGUCUGUCUGCAAAACCUCGAGGGCAGGGCCAUUCUCGCAGGGAUAGACACAAAGCCAGGCAUCUGGGAAGUGAGCUUCAGCCAGGAAGCAUUAGACUGGAGAAACACCCCAAGCUUCCUGCUACACAGCCUAUCCCCAGAAUUAAAAGCCCAAAUGAAAUGGUAGGUCAGAAACCACUUGGUGAGAUUACAACAGUGCUAGGUUCUCAUUUGAUUUACAAAAAGCGAAUCAGUAAUCCUUUCCAGGGUUUGUCUCACCGAGGAAGCACAAUAUCCAAAGGGCGCAAAAUUCAGAAGACUAGUGAUCUGAAACCCAGCCAGACUGGACCAAAGGAAAAGCCUUUCCAAAGGCCUAGGUCCUUGGAUUCCUCAAGAACCUUUGAUGGUGAAGCCAAAGAGCCAUACGCUGAACAACCUAAUGAUAAAAUGGAAGCAGAAUCCAUUUACAUAAAUGACCCUACUGUCAAAUCCAUCAAUGAUGACUUCAGAGGUCACCUUUUCAAUCACCCUCAACAUAGCAUGUUACAAAAUGACAGUAAAUGCUGUCCCUUUUUGGAUACCAUGUUGAGAUAUGAUAUGUAUGGUGGAGAAAAUGAGGUAGUUCCUGAAGUCUUGAGGAAAAGUCAUUCCCACUUUGACAAAUUAGGGGAGACCAAAGAGACUCUGCAUAGCCUGCCAUCACGAGGUGCCUCCUUUUCAGACCGAACACCCUCUGCUUGUAGAUUAGUGGAUAACACAAUACACCAGUUUCAAAAUCUUGGCCUUUUGGAUUACCCAGUUGGCGUGAACACUUUAAGACAACCUGAAAGACAAGACAGAGACUCAGAAGAAGUAUUGAGAAAAGGAUUUGUCCAGGAUGCAGAGACUAUGAGCCUAGAAAAUGAACGGCUUUCUAAUAAUGACCAGGCCUUGUAUCAGAAUGAAGUGGAAGAUGAUGAUGGUGCCUGUAGUUCAUUAUAUCUAGAGGAGGAUGACAUUUCUGAGAAUGAUGACUUAUGUCAAAUGCUGCCUGGCCACAUUCAGUAUUCCUUCACAGGUGGAAGCCAGGGAAAUCAUUUAGGAAAACAAAAAAUAAUUGAGAGAUCUCUGACCAAGUACCACAGCACAAUGGAGAGGGUUGAGCCUCAGGUGCUUAAAAGAAACGAAUGCUGCAAACCCACUGGGCUGCAUGCUACCCCAGGUGAAAGCCAAAAACCUAACCUUUCUGCUGAAAGUUGUGGCCUAAAUUCAGGGGCCCGGUUUGGUUUUAACUACGAAGAAGAACCCAGUGUUGCUAAAUGUGUACAGGCCUCAGCACCUGCUGAUGAAAGAAUCUUUGAUUACUGUAGUGCAAGAAAAGCCAGUUUCGAAGCUGAAGUCAUACAAGACUCUAUUGGUGACACAGGAAAGAAGCCAGCUAGCUGGAGUCAGAGUCCUCAGAAUCAGGAAAUGAGAAAACAUUUCCCACAAAAGUUCCAACUUUUCAACACUUCACAUAUGCCAGUGUUGACUCAGGAUAUCCAAUAUGAACACAGUCACUUGGAAGGGACAGAAAAUCACAGCAUGGCAGGAGAUAGUGGAAUAGAUUCUCCACGGACACAGAGUCUGGGAUCUAAUAAUUCAGUCACUUUGAAUGGACUAAAAAGAAGACAGAAUUUUCUGCAAAACGUUGAAGGCACAAAGAACAGUCAACCACUCACAUCCAAUUCCUUACUACCGCUAACUCCAGUCAUAAAUGUUUAAUUUUCUUUUGGAAACCUAUUUUUUUCUUUGUAAAAAGGUACAGCAUUACUACAUAAUCUUUCAAUCAUAUAAGAAUUGAGUAUAUAAUUGUCUAAAGGCAAGCAUAUCUAUGCUAUUAACCACAUUACAUAUUUUGUUCUAAUUACUGGCUUUUUUUCCUUUUUUGGUAUCUUAAGGCUUUUGGAAGCUUAUUUUACUAUCCAUUUAUUGGGAGUAUAUAGAUUAUUUUCAAUUAAAAAGUGGAAUUAUUGAUCCCCU